AUGUCGUCGUCAGCAACUUCGUCGGCUUUGUACGCGACUGUCUCGUCGUCUUCACGAGCCACUGGUGCUGUGCCCAAGGACACUGACAGACUGCGCCAUCACAUCAAAAAUGGCAAGGGCUUCAUCAAUCCUUGGGAUUCCUACGUCGAUAGAACAGCCUCACAGAUCAUCUCGGCUUUAAUCUGGCGGAAAUUCUCAGGCAAAUCAAAAACGCCCGACACGACCCCUCCUACCGUCAAUGUGCAAAAACCAGAGUUCCUGCCCACACGCGAGACCAAGACGUUACGAGCAACAUGGCUGGGACACGCCUGUUAUUACGUCGAGUUUCCUAGCGGCCUGAGAGUUCUGUUCGAUCCCGUCUUCGAGCCGAGAUGCAGUCCUUUUAGCUUCAUGGGCCCAAAGCGAUAUACGCCAUGCCCCGUCGACGUUGCCGAUAUUCCCAUCAUUGAUGCUGUCGUCAUCUCUCACAGUCACUACGACCAUUUAUCAUAUCCUACCAUCCUCAAGAUUAAAGAGAAGCACCCGAACGUUCAUUUUUGGGCUCCAUUGGGCAACAAGAAAUGGUUCACAAAGUGCGGUAUCGACAACAUGACCGAGCUGGAUUGGUGGGAGUCGAGAGACUUCACUCUUUCGGCGAACAAAAAAGAUGCUGAAACUUCACAUAACGAGACCAGCUCUACCGUAAAUGCAGGAGGUGCUGAAGAUAUCAAGGCUGUCAUUGGCUGCUUGCCUUGUCAACACACCAGUGCUCGUACUCCAUUCGACAAAUCGCAUACUCUAUGGGGCUCUUGGAGCGUAGAGAGUGGUGGCAAGAAGAUCUGGUUCGGAGGAGACACAGGCUACCGCUCUGUUCCUGACCUUCCAGAAGAAGAGAACGACUACGAUGAGAAGUACACUUAUCCGACUUGCCCAGCCUUCAAGGAGAUUGGCGAACUCAGAGGACCUUUCGAUUUGGGCUUGAUUCCCAUCGGAGCAUACGACCCACGCUUUAUCAUGUCUCCUAUGCACGCCAAUCCUUUUGACAGUGUCAACAUUUUCAUUGACACACAGUGCAAGAAAGCGCUCGGAAUUCACUGGGGUACCUGGGUGCUCACAGAAGAGGAUGUUCUCGAGCCUCCGAGAGUACUCAAAGAAGCCAUGGCAUGGAAAAACCUACCGGAAACAGGUGUCUUUGACACUUGCGACAUUGGCGAGAGCCGUGAAUACUGA
This is a messenger RNA of Aureobasidium namibiae CBS 147.97, 1209 nucleotides long. Its product is annotated as Metallo-hydrolase/oxidoreductase. The record is from RefSeq and is a predicted model, not a curated record. The coding region runs from base 1 to 1209 and encodes 402 amino acids. Gene Ontology annotation, biological process: N-acylphosphatidylethanolamine metabolic process; N-acylethanolamine metabolic process. Gene Ontology annotation, cellular component: cytoplasm; membrane-bounded organelle. The transcript has 3 exons. NCBI's taxonomy places the organism in Eukaryota, Fungi, Ascomycota, Dothideomycetes, Dothideales, Saccotheciaceae. Gene Ontology annotation, molecular function: N-acylphosphatidylethanolamine-specific phospholipase D activity; zinc ion binding.